AUGUCCUUACAUGAACCACAGCCGACAUUCACUCUCUGGGUUUGUGAUGCUGGUACUUCUAUCUGCUCCUGCUUCUUCAAGUCUCUGGCACUCCCACAGAAGCAAACCAACAAACUGGCUGUUGAUGUCAAAACCUUCAACGAACCUUUUGUUCACAGGAAUGACUGUUGCUAUAAUUUAAGGGAAAAUGUACUGAAUGAUACAAUAGCUUCCAUGGAUUUGGCAAUAGCAAUCAUCUUCUCAUCACAGAUGAUAGUUGGAAUCCUGGGAAACUGUUCUCUUCUUUUCCAUUAUCUCUUCCAUUACCACAGUGAAGGGAGGUUGAGACCCACAGAUUUGAUUCUCAAGCAACUGAUUAUAGCCAACUCCCUAUCGAUGAUCUCAAAAGGAGUCCCCCAUACACUGAAUGCUUUCGGGCUGGAAUAUUUCUUCCAUAAUUUGGGAUGCAGACUUAUUUUGUAUGUUCAGAGAGUGGGCAGGGGGGCGUCCAUUAGCAGCAUCUGCCUCUUGAGUGUCUUCCAGACCAUCAUGAUCAGCCCCAUGAACUCCUGGUGGAAGGAUCUUAAAGUCAAAGCUCCAAAGUAUGUUGGUUUCUCCAUUACCCUCUGCUGGAUCACACACAUCAUGGUAAAUUUUAUCAUUCCUGUUUAUGGGUUGUAUGCGUCUGAGAAACAGAGCAGCAAAAACAUAACAAAGAAAAGGGAUUAUGGAUACUGUUCUAUUUCUGAUCCUGAGACAAUCACAGGGCCACUUUUUGUAGUACUGAUAAUAUUCCCUGAAGUUUCACUUUCUGGGCUGAUGAUCUGGGCCAGCGGCUCCAUGAUCUUCAUUCUGAACAAACACAAGCAGCGCAUCCAACACAUUCACAGCACUGUUUCCCCCAGAUCCUCUGCCGAGUCCAGAGCCAUCCAGAGCACCCUUGUCCUGGUGAGCACCUUUGUGUCUUUCUACUUCCUCUCCUCCAUCUUUCAUGUUGGCAUUGCUCUUAUUUAUAAUCCCACUCGGUGGUUAGUAAACACCUCUGCCCUAACUUCUAUGUGUUUUCCAACUUUCAGUCCCUUUCUGAUCAUGACACGAAACUCCACAGUACCCAGGCUCUGCUUUCCUCACAUAAGAAACACAAAAUCUCCUAACCUUAUCAAAAAAUCCAACAAAAACCUGAGACUCUUCCCAGGACAACUUGACCCACCAAUUCUCACUGGUGUGGCCAAAGACAAGAAGGAAGUAUCUGUGGUCUCAGCCCCUAAAGGCUGCUGGCUGAAUCUUUGCACUUCAAAUCCUGUCCGUACUGGAGAAAGCAGCCAGGGUGAGCACCUCACGCAGUAG
Herpailurus yagouaroundi (jaguarundi) is the source of this 1326-nucleotide messenger RNA. Its product is annotated as vomeronasal type-1 receptor 4-like. The transcript is spliced from 3 exons. Lineage: Eukaryota; Metazoa; Chordata; Mammalia; Carnivora; Felidae. The coding region runs from base 1 to 1326 and encodes 441 amino acids. Gene Ontology annotation, cellular component: membrane. The record is from RefSeq and is a predicted model, not a curated record. Gene Ontology annotation, molecular function: pheromone receptor activity. Gene Ontology annotation, biological process: G protein-coupled receptor signaling pathway.